This is a messenger RNA of Calypte anna (Anna's hummingbird), 1430 nucleotides long. RefSeq names its product F-box protein 4 (gene FBXO4). The coding region runs from base 55 to 1212 and encodes 385 amino acids. Gene Ontology annotation, cellular component: SCF ubiquitin ligase complex. Gene Ontology annotation, biological process: protein polyubiquitination; SCF-dependent proteasomal ubiquitin-dependent protein catabolic process. The transcript is spliced from 7 exons. Lineage: Eukaryota; Metazoa; Chordata; Aves; Apodiformes; Trochilidae. Gene Ontology annotation, molecular function: protein binding. The record is from RefSeq and is a predicted model, not a curated record.
CCCUCGCCUCUUCCCCCGGCGCCGGCGCGCUGGGUCCGGGAACCGGCAGUGAGGAUGGCGGACGGCGGAGCGGAGGAGCGGGGCGGGUUGGAAGCAGUCUCACGGGGUGGGCUCCGCGUCCUCCGGGAGCGCUGGAGGCGGGGGAUCCGCGAAUGCGGCAUCGCCGCGUUCGCGGAUCCCCCGCCUCCAGCGCUCCCGGAGGACGCAGAGGAGGUGUGCGCCCUGCAGGCUCUGCCGAUUGACGUGAAGCUGAACAUCAUGUCCUUCCUCUCCCCGCAAGAUUUGUGCCGCCUGGGGAGCACGAGUUGUUACUGGAGGGCGGCUGUGCAGGACCCGUUGCUGUGGAGGUAUUUACUCCUAAGGGAUCUCCCCUUUUGGACGUCCGUUGAUUGGAAGACGCUCCCAGAUGUGGAAAUUUUUAAUAAAGCCUUUUCAGAGGUCAGCGAUAACGUGCUCUACGAUUACAUGGCAGUAUACAGGAAAAGCUGUCCCCAGAGCAGAAGAAGUUUGAAAUUGAACCGUCCCCGGUAUGGGUCUGUGACUUCAUUUUUCCAGUCGCUGGUCACUCGGGCAGAACCUCGCUUUGCUAUGUUUGGACCAGGGCUGGAAGAGCUGGAUGACUCUUUAGUGCAAAAGAUGAUGACGUGCCAAGAAAUUCUGCAAAUAGCUGGCCUACCUCAAAGACAAAUUGAUGGAAUUGGAUCAGGAGUCAACUUUCAGUUUAAUAACAACCAAAAAUUCAAUAUUCUGACGUUGUAUUCAACCACCAGCGAGGAAAGGAGGAGAGCAAGAGAAGAGCAAGCUGUUACUGUGAAUAAGAUGUUCUAUCAAGAGAACAGCAUAGCAGGGAACCAGCAAGCUGUGCACUAUGGUGUAAUCACUCAAGUGAAAAAGGUGUGCGAAGUAGUUGAUGGAUUCAUUUAUGUUGCUAAUGCAGAAGCUCAUAAAAAGCAUGAUCGUCGAGAGGAACUGGCUCGUAUAUUGGCAAUGAUUGACCCAGCCCUGGGGCCUCCAAACAGACCUUUGCUGGUUUUGUCUUGUGUCUCUCGCAUUGGUGUGAAACGAAUUCCAUGUGUUUACAUGGCACAUCAGAUGCAACUAAGUCUGCUGCGUCAGCCCUGGAUGGUUCAGGACACUAUAGCUGCAACUUUAUCUGGAUUGCUAAGUGGAAUUGAGUGGCUCCUGGAAGAAGCAAAUUGUAAAAAUACAUAGUAAUGGAACUGUGCAUUGUCUUACAGUAUGGAGAUUUUGGUAUUUUGCAGUUAAGAUGAAGUGAGUCCUGACAGGGUAGAGUCAGAAGGGGGAUUUAAAAGGCAACCUGCAUAUAUUUCACUGCAUGUACUUUUAUAAUUCAUAUUCUUCCGCCUAUAGUCCUGAUUUAGAAGUGUUCAAGUAGGAUUGCCUGGAUUCCAGCAGCUGAUGGAGAAGUG